Protobothrops mucrosquamatus (brown spotted pit viper) is the source of this 395-nucleotide messenger RNA. RefSeq names its product mitochondrial enolase superfamily member 1-like. Gene Ontology annotation, biological process: amino acid catabolic process; carbohydrate catabolic process. The annotation marks the transcript as partial. The record is from RefSeq and is a predicted model, not a curated record. Lineage: Eukaryota; Metazoa; Chordata; Lepidosauria; Squamata; Viperidae. Gene Ontology annotation, molecular function: magnesium ion binding; hydro-lyase activity. The transcript has 4 exons.
GUACAAGGUGAAAGUUGGAAAAGAUCUCCAGGAUGACAUUCGGAGAUGCAAACUUGUUAGAGAAAUGAUUGGUGCUGAAAAUAUACUGUUGUUGGAUGCCAACCAAAGAUGGGAGGUGGAAGAAGCCAUAGACUGGGUCACUAAACUAGCUGAGUUCAAACCGCUAUGGAUUGAGGAACCAACUUCUCCUGAUGAUAUUCUUGGACAUGCAACAAUUGCUAAGGCAUUAGCACCAUUAGGGAUUGGAGUUGCAACAGGAGAACAAUGCCAUAACAGAGUGAUGUUCAAACAAUUCCUGCAGGCUCAGGCCCUGAGCUAUCUCCAGGUGGACAGUUGUAGGCUUGGAAGUGUCAAUGAAAACUUGUCUGUAUUGCUGAUGGCCAAGAAGUUUCAAA